AUGAAGAUUGAUUUCAUCCUUUCCUUUGUUGCUCUCUUAGCACUAGCUGCUGCUCGACCUAUCCCCAAGGAGGCCAAGCUACUUCGCCGUGAAGUUCCGCAGGAACACUCCCACGAACAGUUCAUCACCACUGUCAGGGCCUCACUGAACCUCAACAACCCAAAUGGCUUUGGAGAUCCCGUUUUCGCACUCCUCGGGAACGAAGCCGCAGCAGAAGGCCUAGGACAGCUUGCCGACGUUGAAUGCCUCCAGCAAGCUAUAGCGGACCAAGCGUUCACCAAUGCCAAAGCUGCCAAUGAUGUCCAGGGUAUGGCAUCUGCUCUUAUCUACCGCGCGCUGGAGCGCAACACAGCCAAAGUAGGCCAGGUCUCUAACACUUGCACUUCCAUUCAAGCCAUCAACCCAGAGAUUGCCGUGCUUCAGCAGCAUCAGGAUCCAGCAUCACAAGGAGCGGCGGAAGGAAAUAAAGCCAUCGUUCUUGAGCUCGCGAAGCAGAUCUCCGCUAUUGGAGGCGAUCCUCAGGAGGCACUUAAAAGUGGAACCUUUCAGCCAGGAGACUUGGCCGAUGCAUCAGGCAAGGGAAACACUUGCGACGACCUAAAUGAUCCCGAGGGUUGCAUAUUCACGCAAAACCUCCUUGUCGAAGAUGCCACGGCGGACGAGAUCACUGCCGUUGUCGGAGGGGCUACUGGUGGAGGUUUUGCUGCUCCUGGUAUCGAUCCAGCAGCUGCCGCAGCUUCUGUUUCUGCUGCUGAUACAAAUCCAGCCCCGGCUACCAGUACGGGUUCUGGUAUGGCUGCUGGUGGAGAUUUCGCUGCUUCUACUGUCGAUCCAGCGGCUUCCGCAGCUUCGGUUUCUGCUGCUGAUACGAAUCAAGCCACGGCUACUGACAUGGGUACUGGUAUGCCUGCUGAUACGAACCCAGCCACGGCUACCGAUAUGGGUACUGGUAUGACUGUUGACGCCGCCGCUGUUGGUAUCGCUGUUGAUACUGCCGUCACUGUAGCUUCCGAAAUGGCUGUUGAUAUUGCUCCCGAAAUGGCUGUUGAUAUGGCUGCAGAGAUGGCACUCGACAUGGCUGCAGAAAUGAGAGUUGAUAUGGCUGCAGGAUCCGGUAAUGCCCAAGGAGCGCAACAAAUAGCAACUCAACCAGUAGCGAACGCCAACCAACAAGCCAACACCGGAACUGUCCAGAAUAACACCACAUCUACCGCUGUCCAGGCAGCAGACGUCCCCCUUGCCGCCGCUGGAGGCCAGAACGGAACAGCAGCAACCACACAAACAGGAGCAGCGGCGGCAGCAUCUGCAGGUCUUGAUUUCGGCUCCUGUCCUAACGCGGGUAUCGUCUUCGGCCCUGGUUUCGAUGGUCGCAAGGAAGAUUCCUUCCAGCCAGCGGAUACCACACAAUUCACCCAUGGUUCCGCGCAGAACAUUGACAUCAUCACCGACUUUAUGUGCGACCGAUUUGGCGACCGGUGUGGAGCCAACGAGGCGACGAAUGCGGCAUGCAUGGCUGCCACAGCGGCGACUAAGGGCAAGACAGGGCAGGCUGCCGCAACGGCAUGGAAUGAGGCUUUGGGGCUUACCAACGUCCCGAACCUCACUGGUGCAUAA
This is a messenger RNA of Endocarpon pusillum Z07020, 1614 nucleotides long. RefSeq lists its product as uncharacterized. Lineage: Eukaryota; Fungi; Ascomycota; Eurotiomycetes; Verrucariales; Verrucariaceae. The record is from RefSeq and is a predicted model, not a curated record. The transcript is spliced from 5 exons. The coding region runs from base 1 to 1614 and encodes 537 amino acids.